Molecule: messenger RNA, 552 nt
Organism: Nerophis lumbriciformis (worm pipefish)
Lineage: Eukaryota; Metazoa; Chordata; Actinopteri; Syngnathiformes; Syngnathidae
Source: RefSeq, a predicted model, not a curated record
AUGUCGUCUCCAAGUCCGGGUAAAAGGCGAAUGGACACCGACGUGGUGAAACUCAUCGAAAGCAAACAUGAAGUCACCAUCCUCAGUGGGCUCAACGAGUUUGUAGUGAAGUUUUUCGGACCACAGGAAACGCUGUACGAGGGCGGCGUGUGGAAGGUUCGAGUGGAUCUGCCCGACAAAUACCCUUUCAAAUCGCCAUCAAUAGGAUUCAUGAACAAGAUAUUUCAUCCCAACAUCGAUGAAGCGUCAGGAACAGUGUGUUUAGAUGUCAUUAACCAGACGUGGACAGCUCUUUAUGAUCUGACCAACAUCUUUGAGUCGUUCCUGCCCCAACUUCUGGCCUACCCCAACCCCAUCGACCCUUUGAAUGGAGACGCGGCCGCCAUGUACCUGCACAGGCCAGAGGAGUACAAGCAGAAAAUCAAAGAGUACAUCCAGAAAUAUGCAACAGAGGAGGCACUAAAGGAACAAGAGGAAGGAGCGGGCGACUCCUCGUCCGAAAGUUCCAUGUCCGACUUCUCCGAGGACGAGGCCCAGGAUAUGGAGUUGUAG